AUGGUUUUGGAGCUGGCAGCGCCCGCAAGUGCAGGCCCGCUGCUGCAGCGCUCCAUCCCGCACAUCGAGCGCCUGUUUCGGGUCAGGGUGAGCUGCAGCGCCGCUGACACCCACACCCACUCCCACUCCCACUCCCACCUGAACACCCACACCGGGACCGACAGCGAUACCAGCAGCGAUACCGACAGCGGCCGCCGCUCCGUGAUCGUGAUCAUCCAGGAUGGCACGGAGGAAGACUGCAGCAGGGCUAAAGACUACAUCGUGUCUCUGAUCGCUCCGGUUCAGAGACACCAUGAGCGCUUGACCCUGCGGCACCAGCGCCUGUACGAGCCGGAGAGCACCGAGGCCCGAGAGAAUGCGCCCGAGCUGAUGGAGGACGACGAAGGAGAGGAGGAAGGGAGCAGCUCGGAGAGUGAAGGAGAGAGACGGAGCGCCGGGCGAGGAAGAGCCGGAGGAAGAAGAAGAACCGAGCUGAGCAUGGUGACCAAGCCUCACCGUCAGCUGUGCCGCUCUCCGUGUCUGGACCGCCCCAGUUUCAGCCAGAGCAGCACGCUACAGGAACUACGCGUCGACGACACCCUGGCUCCUACCUCGUCCUCGUCUCUGGCGCCGCCCGCCACUUUCGUAGGGCACGCCCCUGCCGAUCGCGACUACCAGAGCAAAAUGGAGUUCGCGCUGAAGUUAGGGUACUCGGGCGAGCAGGUGGAGGCCGUGCUGAGCAAACUGGGACCCAGCGCUCUUACCAACGACGUCCUGGCUGAACUGGUGCGACUCGGAAACAAAGGAGAAAUCGAACCGCAGGCGCAGACGCCGGGCGGAUUAACAUCGGCCGGGUUAAACCUAGCGCCUCGUGGCUCUGGGGCAAAAGAGGGCGUGAGUCCCGAGGCCUCGCUCGAGGAGGAGACCACGGACACGUACGACAACCUCCGACCCAUCGUUAUAGACGGAUCCAACGUGGCCAUGAGCCAUGGAAACAAAGAGGUUUUCUCUUGCCUGGGCAUCCAGCUGGCAGUCGACUGGUUCCUGGAACGCGGGCAUAAAGAUAUCACGGUGUUCGUACCAGCGUGGAGGAAAGAGCAGUCCAGACCCGAUGCUCCCAUAACAGAUCAGGAGAUCCUGAGAAAGCUGGAGAAGGAGAAAAUCCUGGUGUUCACCCCAUCACGUCGGGUCCAGGGGCGACGGGUCGUCUGUUACGACGACCGCUUCAUCGUCAAGUUGGCGUGCGACUCGGAUGGCGUCAUCGUAUCCAACGACAACUACCGAGACCUGCAAAACGAGAAGCCGGAGUGGAAGAAGUUCAUAGAGGAGCGGCUGCUCAUGUACAGCUUCGUCAACGACAAGUUCAUGCCCCCUGAUGACCCACUUGGCAGGCACGGUCCAAGUCUGGAAAACUUCCUCCGCAAGAGACCUGUUGUCCCGGAACACAAAAAGCAACCGUGUCCUUAUGGUAAGAAGUGCACAUACGGGCACAAGUGUAAGUAUUACCACCCGGAGAGGGCGACGCAGCCGGUCCGAUCUGUAGCGGACGAACUCAGAGCGUUCGCCAAGCUGUCUGCGGUGAAAACCAUGAGCGAAGGUGCUCUUGUUAAAUGCGGUAUAUCUAGUACCUCGGCGAAAGGGGACGGUUCUGAAGCGAAGCGAGUGGCGCCGAAACGCCAGUCGGAUCCGAGCAUCCGGUCAGUGGGGUGCGAGCAAGAAGAGCGGCUCUGUCUGGCUCGGAAAGCCGAAGCGAGCUCGGUUCCGUCUUUGGUGACGGCUCUUAGCGUCCCGACCAUGCCGCCCACCAAGAGUCACGCGGCCGGUGCGUUGAAUACUCGGUCGGCGAGUAGCCCAGUACCAGGGUCGCUCCACUUUACUCACAGCUCGCUAGAACACGCCGGAAGCAUCCAGUACCCUCCGAUCCUGGUCACCAACAGCCAGGGUGCGUCCGUGGCAUACAGUGAACCUUUCCCGAAAUACGAUUCAAUCGUCAGUGACCACGGCUACUACUCCAUGCUGAGCGAUUUCUCCACCAUGAGUUUGGGAAGCAUGCAAGACAGCUUCUGCAGCCUGGAGCAACCGGAUCCGGUCGGAGUCGGCGGAGGGUACACCGUACGGACAUCCGGGAUCUGUCCCGAAACCGGACGCAGUCACUCUUCAGACUCGUACUCCUCCUACAGCGGAGAGAUGUACUCCAUGGAGGGCAGCAUGGACGACGGUAUGAAGGUCCCACCUUCUGCACAAUCUCAAGCGCAAUCCCAAGCACAGUCACGUCUACAAGCGUUUGCUCACGGUUUCCAUCACGAGGCUUUAACCAGAGUCCAGAGUUACGGCACGGACGAGCCCAAACCGUGCCCACGCAAGCAGUCCUCGGCCCACCUCGUGCCUCACGUGCAGCAUCCUGUCGUAGGCGCUCGAUCAAGCUGCCCGGGUGACUACCCCCCACUCCCACAGAACGUGAUGCCUUCGUCCGGCCCAGUUCAGCAGAGCAGAUCCUUGGGGAUGACCCGAAUGGACAGCAUUUCGGACUCCCGGCUCUAUGAAAGUAACCCGCUCCGACAGCGCAGGCCUCCCCUGUGUCGGGAGCAACACGCCAGCUGGGAUCCUCUGCCCUGCGGGAACGAACCCUACGGUUACGGAGGUUACGGAUUAGUGGGAGGCCUCAUGCCAUGCUGCGAGCGGGUCAUGGUCCGAAGCAUGCCGGAAAAGAUGGAGCAGAUUUGGAGGUCUCCGUGGGACAUGCCUCAUGGACCUCACGGACCGAUGGAACCGCAGGAACGUCAUCCGAUCCCUGAGCAUCUGUACCAGACUUACCGGAACCUCUGCAAUAUAUUCCCAGCGUACGUAGUUCACUCGGUCAUGGAGAAGAACCCUCAUAUGACGGAUCCUCAGCAACUAGCCGCCGUCAUCGUAACUAAACUACGGUCCUGUCACUGA
This is a messenger RNA of Trichomycterus rosablanca, 2916 nucleotides long. RefSeq names its product zinc finger CCCH-type containing 12B (gene zc3h12b). The record is from RefSeq and is a predicted model, not a curated record. Bases 1 to 2916 code for a protein of 971 amino acids. Gene Ontology annotation, cellular component: nucleus; cytoplasmic ribonucleoprotein granule. The transcript is spliced from 6 exons. Lineage: Eukaryota; Metazoa; Chordata; Actinopteri; Siluriformes; Trichomycteridae. Gene Ontology annotation, molecular function: mRNA binding; RNA endonuclease activity; metal ion binding.